Molecule: messenger RNA, 1137 nt
Organism: Acanthosepion pharaonis
Lineage: Eukaryota; Metazoa; Mollusca; Cephalopoda; Sepiida; Sepiidae
Source: the annotation of a GenBank genome assembly
AUGACAUUCCCAAGCGACCAGCACCUGGCAUUCCCAAGCGACCAGCACCUGGCAUUCCCAAGCGCACCUGGCAUUCCCAAGCGAUCAACACCUGGCAUUCCCAAGCGAGCAGCACCUGGCAUUCCCCGACCAGCACCGAUCAAGCGAACACCUGGCAUUCCCAAGCGAUCAACACAUGACAUUCCCAAGCGACCAGCACCUGACAUUCCCAAGCGACCAGCACCUGGCAUUCCCAAGCGACCAGCACCUGGCAUUCCCAAGCGACCAACACCUGGCAUUCCCAAGCGAUCAACACCUGACAUUCCCAAGCGACCAGCACCUGACAUUCCCAAAGCGACCGACCUACACCUGACAUUACCAUUCCCAAGCGAUCAACACCUGACAUUCCCAAGCGAUCAACACCUGACAUUCCCAAGCGACCAGCACCUGACAUUCCCAAGCGAUCAGCACCUGGCAUUCCCAAGCGAUCAACACCUGGCAUUUCCCAACGACCAGCACCUGGCAUUUCCCAAGCGAUCAGCACCUGGCAUUCCCAAGCGACCAACACCUGGCAUUCCCAAGCGACCAGCACCUGGCAUUCCCAAGCGAUCAACACCUGGCAUUCCCAAGCGAUCAGCACCUGGCAUUCCCAAGCGACCAGCACCGACCAACGACCAGCCUGGCAUUUCCCAAGCGAUCAGCACCUGGCAUUCCCAAGCGACCAGCACCUGGCAUUCCCAAGCGAAGACCAGCCGACCAGCACCUGGCAUUCCCAAGCGAUCAACACCUGGCAUUCCCAAGCGACCAACACCUGGCAUUCCCAAGCGACCAACACCUGACAUUCAACACCAACACAUUCCCAAAGCGAUCAACACCUGGCAUUCCCAAGCGAUCCAGCACCUGGCAUUCCCAAGCGACCAGCACCUGGACAUUCCCAAGCGACCACCUGGCACCUGGCAUUCCGAUCAACACCUGGCAUUCCCAAGCGACCAGCACCUGACAUUCCCAAAGCGACCAGCACCUGGCAUUCCCAAGCGAUCAGCACCUGGCAUUCCCAAGCGACCAGCACCUGGCAUUCCCAAGCGAUCAACACCUGGCAUUCCCAAGCGAUCAACACCUGGAUUCAGCGACCAGCACCUGGCAUUUCCCAGCACCUGA